AGCAAAAUCCUCAGGGUGGGAAGAAAGAGAAGAAGUCAGGAAGCUGCUGUCAGUUCCUGAGCGAAAAAAGGCCGGAAUAGAGUUUCAGCUCUGACUCUGUCUGUUCACCUCAAACCAUCUGAAAAAUGGCCAAGAACACCGUGUCGGCCCGCUUCAGACGAGUGGACGUGGACGAGUACGACGAGAACAAAUUCGUGGACGAGGAAGACGGAGCAGAGAACCAGCUGGGUCCGGACGAGGCGGAGGUGGACUCGCUGAUCAGACAAGGCAACCUGAUGGAGGCCCUACACGCAGUUCUAAAGAACCCACCAAUCAACACUAAGAACCAGAACGUUAAGGAGCGGGCGGAGAAUCUUGUGCUGAAGGUCCUCAGCGCCUUCAAGAGCAGCGACAUUGAGAAAGGAGUGCAGUCUCUGGACAAGAACGGUGUUGACCUUCUGAUGAAAUACAUCUACAAGGGUUUCGAGAGGCCGUCGGAGAACAGUAGCGCUGUCCUGCUGCAGUGGCACGAGAAGGCGCUGGUGGCCGGUGGUGUGGGGAGCAUUGUUCGGGUACUGACGGCGAGGAAGACGGUUUAACGGAUGAACGUUCUUCAUCACCUGGGAGUGCUCUCAAGCCGACACACUUUACACCUGAUGGUAAACGGACUUAAAAGGAUUUUUUUUUUCAAUGGUUGAGCAGUGUGUGUCAUCAGCCUGCAUGAACUCCCCCCGUUCACCUCGCUGCUCCUCAUUUCAGCCUUUCUUCGUCAUUCCCGCGCAGCGUCGCUGUCUGUACCCUGUACCUGCAGGUCACGUGGCCCCACGAGCUUGUAGAUGAUCUUGAUCCUCAGUAUCACCUCAUUGAAAAGUCCUCAAUCCCACUCCACACUCAGGGUUAGGGAGUGGGAGCCUGUCUUCUGUCCUCGCAUCGCUUCUUGCCCACUGCCCCAGUGGACAAAUACCACCCACAAUGCAACUCACUGUCUGAGCUGUGAGUCGUGUGACUGCUGGUACGGUUGAAAACAGCCGCCUUACAGAAAUUCACUCAUUUAAAUGUGUGAGGAUUAGUACUGCGCUUCAAAAUGGAAUAAUUAUCCCAAAUUAUAAUCCACAUUCCUCUUCAGCAGUGACUUUCUCUUGAUUUCAUUUCUGAAAAACAACAGCUUGACCAAUCAUACAAAUACUUUGAUUUAAAUUUUGUACUCCUGUGAGUUAGUUAUGGAGCUUUUGUAUGCAAUCUGGGUUCAGGUGACCAUCACACUAAUUUAUAAAACUUAUUAUAUAUAUAAGAAAGAGGAAUUAAAAUGACCUCCUUCCUCAUUUGCCAAACGUAUUCCUUGUGAGUUGGCACUGGCUGUGCUCAUUCGAUCGGCAGUUAUACGUGACUCUUCAGCCAUGUGCAAUCUGGGUGCCUGUUUAAUGGUCAAAUGUCAUGAAAAUCUUCAGAAAAAGGAUUCAUAUCUGGGUUAAACAAGACUUGGGGAGUUGUGAAGAUGUGUGUGACAAAGCUUCAAAAAGAGGUCUUAGUUUUAAAAGCAGAGUCAUGUUUGAACUUCAUUUCUUGUAAAGUAAAACAAAAAAAAAACCUCAGCAUCGUUCUGUUCUCAGAAACAUGUUAGUUGUACUCGUGUAGUUCACAUGAGGGAGUGUGAUUAAUCAGGUAAGAAGCAUCCUCACUGGAUUCUUUUGGGGUUGUCAAUGGAACCAGACUGGUGGAAACAAACUGCCUUACUGAAGACUCCUUUCUUAUGUUAGUGCUUUUUUUGACAUAAAAUAAAAGGUGUAAAUGCUG
Synchiropus splendidus (mandarinfish) is the source of this 1773-nucleotide messenger RNA. It is a transcript of the gene arpc5b, whose product is annotated as actin related protein 2/3 complex, subunit 5B. Gene Ontology annotation, molecular function: actin filament binding. Gene Ontology annotation, cellular component: Arp2/3 protein complex; cytoplasm; actin cytoskeleton. The transcript is spliced from 4 exons. The coding region runs from base 126 to 578 and encodes 150 amino acids. Lineage: Eukaryota; Metazoa; Chordata; Actinopteri; Syngnathiformes; Callionymidae. Gene Ontology annotation, biological process: Arp2/3 complex-mediated actin nucleation; cell migration; regulation of actin filament polymerization. The record is from RefSeq and is a predicted model, not a curated record.